AUGGCGGCCUACUGUCCCAACUGCACCGACAGCAAUCUCUUCGUGAGUGCUGGCCUGUACCAGUCGAACAAUGUGGACGUCAAUAUGCAAGGUCCCUCCGAUUGGGGUGGACUAAGAGUCCUCUCGCACCUUACAGGCGCCUGCUCCGACCCCGCGGGUUCCUCCCUGAACUGCAAAGCCACACUCCUGUGUGGAAGACAGUUAUCCUUCCCCGAGCCUCCGUCCGCGCCACCAGCAGAGCUGCAACCACCGCCGCCACCGGUCUCGAGUAGCGGCGGCUUUGUCUGCUUGUCAACGAUUCGCACAGAUUUCUGCACUGACAGAUUGCGGGGCUGCGGUGCGUUGUUCUCGAGCUUGGUGACCGAGGCGCUGGAGGGGGCCGCCUCCGAUGGCACGAACCGCAUCCUUGCGCUUACUGAUCCCAACUCCCAGAAAGUUCUAGAAGAAUGGGUCCGAGGUGCCAGUUACUCGACCAACAUCAUCACCUACGUGAACAGCUCUGCCCUGGUCGCUUCUUUGAACUUCAGCCAGUAUCAACUGCUAAUCAUCCCCGCAAGUCCCUCGACGACUCUCAACAACGCAUUAGCAGCCGUCAAGGGCCAUAUUGCCACCUUCAUCAACAUGGGUGGCAGUGUCAUCGUCUCGUCCCAGAGGUCAUACGAUUUCUUGACCAUUGCUUUAACUGUCGAACAGAAUUUGACCGCGAAUUUCGACUCCGGUGUCGCUACAUCUGCAAUGGCUGACUACUGUUCGGUUUGUAAUAGCAGCAACCUCGCCCGCAGCGGUGGCCUGUACUUCAAGGGUCCUUCUAAUUGGGGCGGACUGAAUGUCGUGGCGCACCUAACAGGCCGUUGCUCCGACCCCACUGGCCCAUCACAGGACUGUCAAGCCACACCCUUCCCCGAUACCACCCCAGCCACCUUCGCCCCUCUCAUCCCUGCCACCUUCACCACCGUCAUCUCCUUCUCAAGCACUACCCCCAUCUCAACAGCCUUCCCCGAUGCCACCCCAGCCACCUUCGCCCCUCUCAUCCCUGCCACCUUCACCACCGUCAUCUCCUUCUCAAGCACUACCCCCAUCUCAACAGCCUUCCCCGAUACCACCCCAGCCACCUUCGCCCCUCUCAUCCCUGCCACCUUCACCACCGUCAUCUCCUUCUCAAGCACUACCCCCAUCUCAACAGCCUUCCCCGAUACCACCCCAGCCACCUUCGCCCCUCUCAUCCCUGCCACCUUCACCACCGUCAUCUCCUUCUCAAGCACUACCCCCAUCUCAACAGCCUUCCCCGAUACCACCCCAGCCACCUUCGCCCCUCUCAUCCCUGCCACCUUCACCACCGUCAUCUCCUUCUCAAGCACUACCCCCAUCUCAACAGCCUUCCCCGAUACCACCCCAGCCACCUUCGCCCCUCUCAUCCCUGCCACCUUCACCACCGUCAUCUCCUUCUCAAGCACUACCCCCAUCUCAACAGCCUUCCCCGAUACCACCCCAGCCACCAUCGCCCCUCUCAUCCCUGCCGCCUUUUCCACCACCACUUUCCCUACCACCAUCCCGACCAUUCCCUCAGCCAUUGCCUCCAUGUCGCCUCCAUCACCACCAUUUCCACCCCGUCCUCGGUCACCUUCACCCCCACCCUUGCCACCAUUCCCGCCGCCAUCACCGCCAAAGCCGCCUUUACCUUUUAAUGUAGAGGUGGACUACAAUUUCGUGAAAACGUCUCCGAAAUUUAAGGACGAUUCACCAAUCGACUGCACGAAUUCAGGCGACCUGGCAGCCGACGUGGCUAAGGGAGCCAACCUGACCUCUCAGAACAUCACCAUCACCUGCAGGGCCGCAGCGGGCAGACGUCGAGGAAGGGCUGCACUGCAAGCCGCUGCUGAGGACUGCACCGCACCCAAGGUGGAAACCGACUUUAUUCUCAAGAUUGAUCCUUCUCGGGACAUCCAACAGUUCAUGAAGCAGCUGUAUGAUACUCUGCUGCAGUCCUUCAGUGACAAGGGGAUGUGCUCCCUGGGGCCGCUCAACGGCUCCUGGGCGACGACUGGAAGCUCUUAUCGCACCAAGGCUGUAACGGCUGCUACGGCGCCUCCUCCUCCAUCGCCAAGUAGCAGUAGUGGCGGCAGCACGAGUGGAAAAUGGAAUUCUUGGCUCGCUAUCACCGGCCUUGUCGUUGGCGGAAUAGGUAUUCUCUGCGCUCUGGUGGUCUUUAUCAUACUGGUGCUCGUUUACCGCUCCCGCAGGCGCCAGAGGGAACACAAUGCAUCCUAUGCUACUCCCAACGAUGCAGUGGUGGCGCCAGACGGCGUGGGGCCCUUCUUUGCCAGCAGAAAUGUUGUGCAAGCGACACCGCCAGAUGACCCGACGCCUGUCACAGCCAUGGCGCUUGGAGCGACUGCUGCCACUGCUGGGGCCCGCGGAGGUGAUGUUUCGCCCCCCACCCGCCGAGUAACCCCGACACUCAUUGACAAUGACAAUCUAGGAAGCCCUGCUACUGGCGCCGCAGCCGCAGCCGCAGCUGCUGUUCGUCCAGUAACGACCACGAGAGCCGCCGCUCCUGCUCCCGCGUCAUCAGUGGCAUCCGAUCACGACACCAAUACUGAAGUCAUGGGCGCCACGCCCGCCGAGUCCCAAGCGGUUGUUGUUGCUGCGGCGCCGGUAAGCGGGGCCUCGAGGUCCAGCCGGGGCCCACGAGAAGGGCAGCAACAGCAGCAGCAGCAGCCACACCCGCCCGCUAGCAGCAGCAGCAGCGGCAGCCGACGACGGGAUAAGCCUCCGAGGCCGAACAGAGACACCUUCGCGUUGGAGGUGGAGGUGGCCGUCAAGAAGAUCCCACCUCCUCCAGAAGAGGCUGAUGAGGACAGCGGUAUGGACGAGGGACGCUACGGCAGCAGUGGCAGUAGUGCCAUUACUGCCGGCGCGGUUGACCCGACACGUCAGCAGCAUCGGCCGCCGAUGUCCGGAAGACCAAGCGGGGCGGGUUCGACCUCGUCGGAGGCCGCAGCAGUCACCGCUCUCCCGGGUGGCCACGGGGCUACGGGAGCACAAAAGCGGAUGCGGCCUGCGAGCGCCGCAAGGAGAGCGGACAACAGGGGUUCCAGCAGGUCACCAGCUAAACCCGGUCGACCAGCCCCCAAGCCGGAUGACGAAAUUCGGGCCCCAAGCAGACUAAAACAUGACGAGCCUAUUAGUCCGGCGGGCGCAUUUUCACCCUCGGCUGCUCGUCCCAGUGGAAGCAGAAGCCAACGGAGCGCCCCGCUGGUGGCCGGGGAGGAGCGCGUGCUCUCGCAAAACGCCCUCCCAGAUGGGAGGCCGCGGCUGCCUCCCCUAGCCGUCCCGGCGUCUUCUGUUUACAACAGCACGGAGAUCACGGGCAGCAGCAGUCGAAAGCUCAUUUUGGAGUCCCCGCCUUCGGCGGUGACCGCAGCUGCACCAGCACCGAGGACGGCGCCGUCCCAGGUGGCCUAUAUGGACACCGCCUCGCCCCCGGGGACAACGGACGGCAGCGGCCGUGCCAGCGACAGUAGCGGCGGCGCCAGUGCCGGCCCCGGCCCGUCUAACCCGUCACUUCGACCCCCCCGGCCACCGAAGCAGCAGCAACAGCAGCGGGAGCAGGGGCCUCUUUAUCAAGGGUCGACAAAUGUCCCGUCAAGUACCAGUCGAACGGCGUUGCACGUGCGUAAAAACAGCGAUAGCUUCCAUCGUGAGGAGGACCUCACUGCGGAGUUACCCCUCCGGACUUCCGGCAACAACAGCUCUUCAGCAGCUGGUGCAGCUGGUGGCUGGCAGAACGGCAGCUAA
Volvox carteri f. nagariensis is the source of this 3798-nucleotide messenger RNA. RefSeq lists its product as uncharacterized. The record is from RefSeq and is a predicted model, not a curated record. NCBI's taxonomy places the organism in Eukaryota, Viridiplantae, Chlorophyta, Chlorophyceae, Chlamydomonadales, Volvocaceae. The transcript is spliced from 17 exons. The coding region runs from base 1 to 3798 and encodes 1265 amino acids.